Messenger RNA from Drosophila eugracilis, 1232 nucleotides. RefSeq names its product replication factor C subunit 3 (gene RfC38). The record is from RefSeq and is a predicted model, not a curated record. NCBI's taxonomy places the organism in Eukaryota, Metazoa, Arthropoda, Insecta, Diptera, Drosophilidae. The transcript has 2 exons. Gene Ontology annotation, molecular function: ATP hydrolysis activity; DNA binding; DNA clamp loader activity. Gene Ontology annotation, cellular component: DNA replication factor C complex; nucleus. Gene Ontology annotation, biological process: DNA repair; DNA-templated DNA replication. Bases 82 to 1152 code for a protein of 356 amino acids.
AGCUUUAGCAGCAUUUGUGCAAAAAAGGCGCGCAGAGAUUGUUUUGUUAAUUUUUCCUUAAUCCUUGCAUGAGUCGGCGUAAUGGCACUUUGGGUGGAUAAAUACCGUCCGCGUGAACUUUCCAAAUUGGAUUUCCACAAGGAGCAAGCGGAGAACCUUCGAAACCUAUGCAAGCAAAGCGAUUUCCCGCAUCUUAUGUUCUACGGACCCUCGGGUGCCGGAAAGAAGACGCGCAUCAUGUGUUUGUUGAGGGAAAUGUACGGAUCCGGCGUGGAGCGCCUGAGGAGCGAAACCAUGACGUUCACUACACCCUCCAACCGAAAGAUUGAAGUGAUGACGGUCAGCAGCAACUACCAUUUGGAGGUCAAUCCCUCUGAUGCCGGCAUGUACGACCGGACGGUAGUGAUUGAUCUAAUAAAGCAGGUUGCCCAGACACACCAAAUCGAAAUCAGCGGACAAAGAGAAUUCAAAGUUAUCGUAAUCUCCGAGGGCGACGAACUCACCAAGGAUGCUCAGCACGCCCUACGCCGGACCAUGGAGAAGUACGUGGCCACGUGCCGGAUCAUCAUUUCGGUGAACUCCACGUCUCGCAUCAUUCCGGCCAUCCGGUCGCGUUGCUUGGGUAUCCGUGUUGCCGCACCAAACGAAACGGAGAUCGUAUCCAUAUUGCAGAGCACCUGCAAGCGGGAGGGCCUUGCCCUGCCUGUUGAGCUUGCCAAGCGGGUUGUGGACAAAUCGGAACGUAAUCUCAGGCGAGCUCUGCUAAUGUUAGAGGCUGCUAAGGUAGCCAAGGCACCAUUCACUGCUAACCAGGAGAUUCCCGACUUGGACUGGCAGGUGUUCCUUCGUGAGACCGCCGCCCAGAUCAUCAGCGAGCAAACACCUGCCAAGUUGGAGAAGAUUCGGGAAAGGUUGUACGAACUGCUUACUCAGGGCGUACCUCCCAAUCUCAUUUUCCGAGGCCUGGUCGAGCAGCUAGUGAACAACUGUGAUAUGUCCAUCAAAGCAAAGACGCUCGAAUUUGCUACAGAGUACGAGCACCGGAUGCAGUCUGGUGCUAAGCACAUUUUUCACCUGGAAGCUUUCGUCGCUCAAUUUAUGAACAUCUAUAAAAAGUUCCUUUCUGAGCUGGUCAUGACGGACGAUUUCUAAUAAGCUCAGAUUUACACAUAUUUUAGACUUUAAUUCAAGAAACUUAUAAAAUAAACCGAAUAAACAAACUAUUGGAGUAA